AUGAUCUACACCAAUAUAACAACUGUAAAGGACUUCUACAUCCUUGGGUUUCCAGGACUUCUGCCACAAUACUAUGGACCGGUAUCAGCCCUUCUUCUCCUCACUUUCUUAGCUAUUGUUUUUGGUAAUGGCUUCAUUUUAGUUUUUGUUGCCUGGCAAAGGUGUCUUCAUAAGCCGACGUACCUGAUAUUUUGUCACCUUGCUUUGACAGAUAUUGCUUUUGGGUUUGUAACUCUACCUAAAAUCAUCGCCAGAUACUGGUGGAAUGACAUGGUUGCAUCAUUUGGUGCCUGCUUCACUCAGAUGUAUUUUGUUCAUGCUUUAGGAGCUAUUCAUUCCCUCAUUCUGCUGAUUAUGGCCAUUGAUCGCUUUAUUGCCAUAUGUAUUCCACUGAGAUACCCAGUUCUGCUUACAAAUAAGAUUGUUUCUAUUGUUUGCGUGAUGUUUUGGAUUGUGACAUUUUUCAGGAUGGGUGUGGUUGUGUGCCAUGCUCUCACUCUGCCUUACUGCAAUUCCAACGUCAUUGCACAGUGCUACUGCGACCGCAUCUCAAUCGUCAGACUGGCGUGCAGAAAAGACAAAUACAUUGAAGAUGUGGCAUUUGGAUUUGCAAUGUUCAGCCUACUGUUUCCACUUUCAUUCAUUGUUUGUUCAUAUUUUGCAAUCAUCAUAUCUGUUCUGAAACUUUCCAGCUCAGAAGGACGCUACAGGACUCUGACCACCUGCACGCCACAGAUCGUCAUAACGAGCCUUUAUUACAUACCGAGAUGUUUCGUUUAUCUGGCAUAUUUUUUGGGGUUUAAAUUCCCAAAUGCAGAUAUACGCAUUACUGUGAUACUGUUAUAUAGCCUUCUCCCUGCUGCAGUUAAUCCACUUAUAUACUGUUUUAAAACUAAAGACAUUAAGGAAAUACUGAUUAAGAAACUGAAAAGCACAAAAAUUGGAAUUCAAAGGUCUCCUACUAAAUACUAG
Molecule: messenger RNA, 972 nt
Organism: Myripristis murdjan (pinecone soldierfish)
Lineage: Eukaryota; Metazoa; Chordata; Actinopteri; Holocentriformes; Holocentridae
Product: olfactory receptor 2AT4-like
Exons: 1
Coding region: 1-972 (323 amino acids)
Biological process (GO): G protein-coupled receptor signaling pathway
Cellular component (GO): plasma membrane
Molecular function (GO): olfactory receptor activity; G protein-coupled receptor activity
Source: RefSeq, a predicted model, not a curated record